AUGGCAGGUGACCUGUCGGAGUACAAGUGCGCGCGAGGCGAGUCGCCCGAGUUCAACCCGCACAAGCCGGUGUCGGGGGUGAUCGGCGCGUCCUUCAGCGUCGUCUCCAUCAUGGUGGCCAACAUCCUGCGACUGUUCAAGAUCCCGCAGAUCAGCUACGCCUCCACCAGCACGGAGCUGUCCGACAAGUCCCGCUUCGGCUACUUUUCGAGGGUAGUGCCGCCCGACAACUUCCAGGCGCAGGCCAUGGUGGACGUGGUGUCGAGCAUGGGGUGGAAGUACGUGUCCACCGUGGGAGUGGAGGGCGAGUACGGCGAGCGGGGCAUCCAGUCGUUCGUGCAGCUGGCGGGCCUGAACGGGAUUUGCGUCGGCGUCUCGGAGCUGAUCCACCGCACGGCCACCCCCGAGGAGUACGACCGGGUGGUCAUGCGGUUGGCGCAGCGUCCCAAGGCCAGGGUGGUGGUCAUGUUUGUCGACGAGGACAACGUCAGGUGAGAUAGUGCACCCACGCCCAAUCUUACCAACCACUUCUUGUACGUGGCAUCGGACUCGUGGGGCGCUAAGAACUACCCCGUGAAAGGUCAGGAGAACGCGGCAGAGGGCGCCAUCACCAUCUUGCCCAAGAAGACCAACAUCCUCGAGUUCGACACAUACUACAAGUCGCUGCGGCCCAACGUGACGGAGUGCCAGUCGCUGCGACGCAACUACCGGCACCCGGGAGACGCGGCGCUGCGAGUCAACUGCCGCAACAUCUGGUUCCGGGAGUUCUGGGAGCAGCACCACAGCUGCACGUUUGACCCGGGCAAGGCGCUGGCCGCGGGUAGGCGGCUGUGCAGCGGCAACGAGACCCUGCGCGCCUACGAGCAGGAGGGCCUCGUGCCCUUUGUGGUUGACGCGGUGUACGCCAUGGCGCGCGCCGUGCACGAGCUGGUGGUGGCCCGCUGCGGCCUGCCCUUCCACCUGUGCAAGCACGUGCAGCCCGCGCCGCCCGGCGUCGAGCUGCUCGAGUACAUCCGGAACCUCACGUUCAAAGGCCGGCAGGGCUCCGAGAUUCGUUUCAACAAGGACGGCGACGCGUACGGCAGCUAUCACAUCUAUCAGUACCAGCGCAACGGCUCCAAGUUCGACUACAACCGGGUGGGCUCCUGGGAGAAGAGCCUGGACUUCGACAAGAACAAGACUUUCUGGGGGCGGUUCGCGACGGCCGGCCAGCUCGCCACCAACCCGCCCGUGUCCGUCUGCAGCGACGACUGUCCCAAGGGCCACAUUCGCAACUACCAGGACAAUUGCUGCUGGAGCUGCGUACCGUGCGCGAACAACGCGUACGUGAACAACGACACGUGCGUCACCUGCAUCAUGGGCUGGGCUCCCACUCAGGAUCGAGCCGACUGCUACAAGAUCAAUCCCACGGUGCUGGGGUGGGGCUCGCCGUGGGCGUUCGUGCCGCUCAUCUACACGACCUUCAUGAUCGUCUGGACGGUGAUCACCGUCGUCGUGUUCAUCCGCUUCAACGCCACCCCGGUGAUCAUGGCCUCGGGCCGCGAGCUCUGCUACGUGCUGCUGCUCGGCUGCAUGCUGUGCUUCGCCACGCCCGUCGUGCUGCUGUCGCGGCCCGGCACCGAGACCUGCUUCGUGUCCAGGAUCAUGCCGGGGCUGGCGCUCUCCAUCUGCUACUCGGCCAUCCUCACCAAGACCAACCGGAUAUCGAGGAUCUUUAACCAGGGCGCGCGCAGCAUCCGUCGCCCGGCCUGCACCUCGCCGCGGUCGCAGGUCGCCAUCUGCUCGGCGCUGGUGAUGAUCCAGGUGGUGGUGUCGGGCGUGUGGAUCUGGUACGAGCCGCCGGCCACCUCGGAGCUGCACACCGACCUGCACACCGUCAUGCUGACCUGCGCCGAGUCCACCGAGUCGCUCAUGACGUCGCUGCUCUUCAACUUCUUCCUCAUCGCGCUCUGCACGCUGUACGCCUUCAAGACGCGCAAGAUCCCGGAGAACUUCAACGAGGCCAAGUACAUCAGCUUCACCAUGUACAGCACGUGCAUCGUGUGGCUCGCCUUCAUCCCCAUCUACUUUGGCACCAUGGACCACAAGGUCCGGACAGCUGCCAUGUCCAUGUGUGUCGAGAUCAGCGCGACGGUCGUGCUGGGAUGCCUGUUCGUGCCCAAGGUCUACCUCGUCCUGUUCCAGCCCUACAAGAACGUACGCCAGAACCACAUUCAGUCGGGCCGCGGGAUGAAGUUCGCGGGCGGCCCGAGCCGCAGCGAGCGCGCGCAGACCACCGGGAUGCAGUCGUCGCAGUUGCAGCAGUCGCAGAUCUCCUCCGUGACGCCGUCGGGCGGCGGAGGAGGACAGCCGCAGCCCUCGGCCUCGUCGGCGACCUCGACCACGCCGACGCCCGCCCCGGCGCCGCAGCUGCAGCAGCUGCAGGUGCCGCCGCAGCAGCAGCCGGCCCAGCAGCUGGCGCCACCCAAGCAGACGCCGCCGCUCCAGCCCAAGACCCCCACGCGCGAGGAGCUGGUGCUCAGCACCAACAACCUCAUCCAGGCCACCCCCGUGCCCGCCCCUGCGCCGGCAUCCGCCCCCGCCCCCGUGCGCCACCUCCCCCGACAAAAGACCCUGGACAAGGAGCGGGCGCCGCCCCCGCCCCAGCAGCAGCGGGAGAAGGACGACAGGGGGCGCACGGAGGACGGGGAGGACGACGAGGAGGGGGAGGAGGAGGAAGAGGAGGAGGAGGCCGCCAGCGGGGUCCCCAGCGGAGCCUUUCUGGCGGCCGUCCCCGGCGCGGCUGAGGCGCCCCCGGUGCCCCAGUACAACCACCACGCCCUGGCUGGCAGGGAGUCUCUCGAGGGCCAGGAGGACCUCCCGUGCUGCAGAGCGACCAUGGACCUUUUCCCCGGGGGCAUGGCGGAGGAGUCGAGCAACCUCUAGCAGUAUUAUAGCCUUUUCUGCGGAAAAGGAAAAGAUUUGUGUAAACAGUGAGCACAGCGGGGCGCAGUGUGGAGGUGAACCGCGCGCUCGCAAAGCGUUCAGACUUUUAUUUUAUUGUAGGACAUUGAAAUUAAAUUUUUACUGCUGGGCAGUGUUUAGAGACGACUAGACGAGGAGUACAGUAGUUUGCUGGUUGUCGUGGUGCUGAAUUUCUCUUUGGUACUCGACUACGCAGAGAUUUUAUAUACAGGGUGGGUGUUUUAAGCCGCUCUCCCUUCUGGUUUUACUUGUACAGCAUGCAGGUGUACAAACGAGUUACCAUGAGGCGCCGCGGGGAGAGUCAGGACGCGAGCCCGCCCACACAUCUGCAUGGGAUACAUUAAAACCAGAAGGGGUGCGGCUUGAAAACAGCACCCUGUGCUGCAGCAUUAUAACCAUUCUUUAAAAACUUCUGAUGAUAUUUGUAAAAAGUAGAUACUGCUUUGAUAAUCAGUUUUCUUACAUUUGCGAUAGGGUUCAAAUAAAUCAAUAAAUGUUGGCUGUUUAACAUGUUUUAAAAAUUAUAGACCUAUUUGCAAAAUAGAUAAUUUGUCGGUAGUAUCACUAUUUUACCAGUUUCAUUUUGGCAGAGAUUUUACACCUAUGAUUUAAACCAAGACAUCACAAUAACCUGGUCACGCUGCAACGCUGCACUUGGUGUGCUAAUUAAUGACUACACGAGAAAAUUAUUGUAAUUAGAAACGGUGCAUGUUACCGAGAAUACCAUAAUUUCAGAAUUGACAGCAGCGACAUGAAAAAUGUUGUCCUUUAAUUUAGUUCCCAAUUUAAUUUUUGUGACUUGUUAUUAAGAGUUAUAGUUUAUCAUAAUUGUUGCCAAAAGUGCUUUUUUGCUUGUUGUGUACAUUAUGUAAUUAGCCGAGGAUCCACCUCACUGUUGUUGUAUUUGUGGUAGACUAUCUGGUAUAGAUGUUAUGUCUUGAUGACUAGUCUAGAGAUUCUUUUACAUAUUCUUAAAUUGUGUUGAUUCUAAAAAAACUAAAUGUGAUAUACAUUAUUUGGACGGAUAAAAGAAAGAUUUAAGUUCAGACUAAAUAAUUAGGUUUGUUCCUGUUAACUGUAAGAAUGCUUUUUGUAAUAUCUAGUCCUGAAUCUUAUCAGGAAACUGUUCCUAUUGCAAAAUUAGAAAUUCAAGAGACUCACAUAAAUUUAUUCUUUGUCUUUUUUAAAAAUAUGAAAUUUUGUCAUAAAACCAUAAAACAAUUAUUGUGUUACCUUUAUUAACCUUUAUCAAGAAUGAGAAGUGAUGGAGUCGCAAAGAAAUCAUUAUCUCUCACCAUAUUUCCUAAUAGAUAAAAUGUUCAAUUUCUCCUUAAAGCACAUUUUUAAUAAGAUUUGUCAAUCAAAUGUUUCAGUCCUCAUGCACUCUUAUCUUUGUUUUCUUUCUCUCGGUAUUUCGAUUUUUCUGCUUCUCUUGGUGGCUUCAUAACUUCCAUCUCCUGUUAACAUUCUCUUGAUGUUUAGAAAGCUCAACUUCUUAGUGUGUAUUUUUAUAAACUUGUGAUUUUAUCAUGUUACAAGAUGACUGUGUUUUAGUCUUAAGAUGCUAUUGUUGUAUGUAUAACUGAUACACUCCUAAAUACUACUGUUAUUAGUAGGAUGUACUGAAUUGCGCUCAGAGAUUAAUUGAUUGUUCUAAAUAUGCGAAUAAUCCUACAAAAGGCUUUAGUCUGGUAUACAAGUGUUGUGCCAAUGGCCUUUUUUGAUGUCACAAACUUUCUCUGAAAAGUGUAAUAAUAUGUCGCGUUUUGUGUCACAAUAAUGUUACUUUACAGAUCCAUGGUCUGUGUUUGUCGUAAUUGAUAUCUCAUCUUUGAGCAUGUGCCAUAGUAAGUACUCAUUAGUUUAUUGACUAAGCAAUACAUUACGACCCUUGGUUGUUGUUGUUGUUGUUGUAUAGUUCUUGUAUAUGUUCUUUUUUUACAAAAGACUUUGAGAGUGUUUCUGUGGUAUUAGUACCUCUGUCCGUGGUUGAGCCCCGCGAACUGCAUUUACAGAAAAUGAAUUGCUUAGUUUGAAAUUUGAAUUUUUUUUUCAUUCAACCAAUGUGGUGCUUCUCGUUUACAUUGGCAACCGAAAAAAAUAUUCUAAACCCAUAAGACUGAGCCACGGACUCUCACGUUUUGAAGAAAGAUUUCAAUUUCAAAUUAUAUGCCAAGAUUUAAUGAUGAUACAGGCUGGAAUUAAAUACAUCGGUCCGGGAUUCUGUUCACUUAGGGAUUUAGAACUCUAGAUAGUAAAUGAAACAAAAGAGCGACGAAGAUGUUUGAUAGCAAGGAUAUCACUUGUAAUCUCUGAACUGCGGAGCCCAGCUCACAGAUUUCAAUGUGACUUUACUUUUAUUCUUUUUUUAUGUUCAGUCCGUAGCAAAAGUGUAACAGUCGUAAUUCUCCGAAAGUUCGCUAACAAGACUCGUCCACUUCCUAAUUUCAAAACUUUCCGAAAGAAACAGCAGCGCGCGGAACUUCGGCGUCUUCGAAUUUCGUGCACGUUCGUACGUCCGAAGGGCCGUUGCCGUUAGGCGGCCGGAGUGAGUUAAAAAGAAUCUCGUGCCGAAUGUGUCUUGUCCCCCGCCCCACCCCUGACCCCUGCUGGGGCCGGGCCGUAAAUCCUUCGAUGCCCUCCCACGUGUCAUCCACGUGUUCUUCGUGUGCCAGGCACGUGCCGGCCACGUGUCCUCCGUGUGUCGGGCGCGUGCCGGCCACGCGUGCUUCGUGUGCCAUGUUCGUGCCAUGUUCGUGCCAUGCACGAGCCAGUCGUGUGCCGCCCUCUUCCCGUGCCGGCCCGGCGCCGCGCCGCAUCGUGUAGACUUAAGGUUAUCGUUAAGAGGGUUCGAUAAGUAAUAUCAGUAAUACUUGUUUUCGCGUGGCGAGCAAACCCAAUUUCCUGUUUGGCACUGCUGUCCGCUGUUCCGAGAGGACGGGCAGGCGUCCUUAUGUCUGUUUAAGUUUGUUCUAAUUUGGACUAUGCUGUGCAUUGGAGAAGAAUUAGGAACGCUAGGGGAAAAAAAUGUAAUAAUGUCUAAGUGUUGUGAAUAAAAUUAUGAGUUCAAUUA
Frankliniella occidentalis (western flower thrips) is the source of this 6037-nucleotide messenger RNA. RefSeq names its product metabotropic glutamate receptor 8-like. The transcript has 14 exons. Gene Ontology annotation, molecular function: adenylate cyclase inhibiting G protein-coupled glutamate receptor activity. Gene Ontology annotation, cellular component: membrane. Lineage: Eukaryota; Metazoa; Arthropoda; Insecta; Thysanoptera; Thripidae. Gene Ontology annotation, biological process: regulation of synaptic transmission, glutamatergic; G protein-coupled glutamate receptor signaling pathway. The record is from RefSeq and is a predicted model, not a curated record.